This is a messenger RNA of Ceratina calcarata, 1400 nucleotides long. RefSeq names its product eukaryotic translation initiation factor 2 subunit alpha (gene eIF2alpha). Bases 274 to 1275 code for a protein of 333 amino acids. NCBI's taxonomy places the organism in Eukaryota, Metazoa, Arthropoda, Insecta, Hymenoptera, Apidae. The transcript is spliced from 6 exons. The record is from RefSeq and is a predicted model, not a curated record. Gene Ontology annotation, cellular component: eukaryotic 48S preinitiation complex; eukaryotic translation initiation factor 2 complex. Gene Ontology annotation, molecular function: RNA binding; ribosome binding; translation initiation factor activity. Gene Ontology annotation, biological process: translational initiation.
UGACGAUUUAUGAAGUACACGUUCUUACAUGAAACAAUGUAACAGUUCAAUAUUUUCUUAACGAUAGUAGAUCCCACGAUACUGGAUCAAACAUCACGUUGAUAAUCUUGAAUGGCUGUGGUAGUGUUUCUCUUGGUUGAAAAUCAAGUGAGGAAGUGCACAUGGACAGAUUUUGCACUUUGACAGAUUUAUACGUGCUACGUGUAUUUUGAUAGUAUAAGGAAACGGUUUUUUAGUUCUUGUGAAAAUAUAUUCAUAUUCUCAGCGAUAAAAAUGGUGUUGUCGUGUCGAUUUUACAAGCAGAAAUAUCCAGAGGUAGAAGAUGUAGUAAUGGUAAAUGUACGGAGUAUAGCUGAAAUGGGAGCUUAUGUACAUUUAUUGGAAUAUAAUAAUAUCGAGGGUAUGAUCCUCCUCUCUGAAUUGUCUAGAAGACGUAUCAGAUCUAUCAAUAAGCUUAUUAGAGUAGGAAAAACUGAACCAGUUGUUGUAAUCAGGGUCGACAAAGAGAAAGGAUAUAUUGAUCUCAGUAAACGUCGUGUAUCAGCUGAGGAUGUAGAGAGAUGCACGGAAAGAUAUGCAAAAGCAAAAGCUGUUAAUUCAAUCCUGAGACAUGUUGCAGAAUUAUUGCAUUAUGAUAGCGACGAUCAAUUGGAGGAGCUAUAUCAAAAGACUGCAUGGCAUUUUGAAGAGAAAUAUAAGAAACAAAAAGCCUCGGCAUAUGAUUUCUUUAAACAGUCUGUCUUGGAUCCAUCUAUUUUAGCGGAGUGUGGUCUAGAUGAGCAUACGAAGGAAGUGCUGUUAAAUAAUAUCAAGCGGAAACUAACUUCUCAAGCAGUGAAAAUUAGGGCAGAUGUAGAGGUAGCAUGCUACGGUUACGAAGGAAUCGAUGCAGUGAAAGCUGCUCUGAAAGCUGGUUUAGCUCUUUCCACCGACGAACUUCCAAUUAAAAUUAAUUUAAUUGCACCACCCUUAUACGUCAUGACAACAUCCACACCUGAGAAGCAGGAUGGUUUAAAAGCAUUAAACGAUGCUAUCGAGGCUAUACAAAGUAAGAUAACAUCGUUAGGAGGCGUAUUCAAUGUGCAAAUGGCUCCGAAGGUUGUUACUGCGACUGAUGAGGCAGAAUUGGCGAGACAAAUGGAACGGGCUGAACUCGAAAACGCCGAGGUCGCUGGUGACGAUGAUGAAGAAGAAGUGGAAGGAAUGGACGGAUUCAGUGGUGGCGAAGGAGACGAUGAUACAAAACCCGAGAACGAGUCUCAAGAAGAGGAAUGAAUGGAACAUAAAUCGACCAUUUCACUGUCCUCCUUCAAUCGUAAUCAUACUUCUCCAAGUAUGUUACUGCCUUGAUAGACAUGCAGAAUAUUUGAAAUAAAUACACUAAGAUCAAUGUAUUAUAA